Molecule: messenger RNA, 879 nt
Organism: Tachysurus fulvidraco (yellow catfish)
Lineage: Eukaryota; Metazoa; Chordata; Actinopteri; Siluriformes; Bagridae
Product: olfactory receptor 1500-like
Exons: 2
Coding region: 1-879 (292 amino acids)
Biological process (GO): G protein-coupled receptor signaling pathway
Cellular component (GO): membrane
Molecular function (GO): olfactory receptor activity; G protein-coupled receptor activity
Source: RefSeq, a predicted model, not a curated record
AUGGCACCAGGUGGGAACCAUUUUCUCUUAAUUUAUCUUCUACUUGCAGGGGGAAAUAUUUUAACUGUUGUCUUUAUUUGUUAUGAGAAGAACCUUAAAAAACCAAUCUAUUUCAUUUUCUUCAAUCUUGCUAUAGCGGACUUUGCUUUCGGAACCAUCACAAUGCCUAAAAUCAUUUCAAAGUACCUACUUAAUGAUGAAACUCUAACAUUUCAGGGAUGCUUUGUUCAGAUGUUUUUUUUCCAUUAUUUUGGGGCUGUCACUUCUUUCAUUUUACUAUUAAUGGCCAUUGAUCGGUUUAUUGCUAUAUGUAACCCUCUUAGAUAUCCUACUCUUGUUACAAAUCAUUCUAUGGCAAUUACAUGUUGCAUAUUUUGGGUGAUUCCGGUGUCAUGGCUGACACUGAUUAUUCACCAGAUUAUAAGCAUGCCUUUCUGUGACUCCAAUAUAAUAGCCCAGUUCUUUUGUGACCAAAAUGCAAUAAGUUUAUUAGCAUGUGGUGAUAUAAGGACACCGAGAUUGCUGUUUCUUGUUAUGACUAUGAUUGUGUUGUUGGGGCCCCUUGUUUUCAUUAUAUUUUCUUACCUAGCAAUCAUUAUAACUGUCUUAAAAAUACGAGCUGUUAAAACAAAGUACAAAGUGUUCUCAACAUGUAGCCCUCAGCUUUUUAUAAUAUGCCUUUUCUAUUUGCCUCGAUGCGCUGUCUAUAUUACAGACAUAAAGUUCAGAAUGAAUGAUAAUACUCGUGUUAUACUUGUCAUGUGGUAUAGUCUACUUCCCCCUCUUACUAACCCAUUUAUAUUCUUCUUUCGUUCUAAGAAACUCCGACAAGCUAUCAUCAUGAAAUUCAGAAAAAAAAUAAGUGAUCAAUUUGUGUGA